AUGUGCGCCGCGAUAUCGAUUGCUGAAACCAGCAUACCGCUGGUGAACGUCUGCGCAAAGUCGCAGGAGGUCGAGACUCGCAGCACUCCCAGCCGCUUUACCGUAUCGUACGCCAGCCGUGCUGCCUCUUCUUCCUCGCCAAUGCCGGUAGUGCCGUCGUGCGCGCGGGAUGACAUGGCGCUCCAGAAGGAGAUGGUCGAGGCGGACAAGCAAGCGGACCUGGCGGCCUUUAUUGCUCAGCAGGAAAAGACAUGCGUCAUCUCCGAGGCGGACCGCCGCCGGAGCAUCAUCAUGCUCUUGAACACCGCCGCGCAGCGCGACAUUAAAGAGGGCAGCCAUGCAGGCUAUCCGGAGCAGGUGGUGGACUUCAUGCGUCAGACAUGGGCCGCUUUCAUUCAGCAGGCGAAGGACUUCUACCAAGAAGAUGCAGACGAGCCAUUCACGAUGGAGCUGAGCCGCAACGCCUUGGAGAACACCUCGUCUAUCGGCGUUUGGUUCACUGGCCCGCAGAUUUCGCUUCCGCUCCGCCGCUACACGGUUCAGGUGGUCGGCCCCGAUGGCGCGCCGCAGAACAUCACCGCUGUGGGUCUGCUGAGCUUCGCAUACUCAACCUAUGUGAUGCACCUCCGCUUAAUGUCGCAGCAGAGUGCUCUCGAUGGGCUUGCCCGCAUGCAGGAGCAGCUCGGCACCGACUCACUCUUUCUCCCGCAACUCCUCGUGGCCCCCUCAUAA
Leishmania mexicana MHOM/GT/2001/U1103 is the source of this 732-nucleotide messenger RNA. RefSeq lists its product as hypothetical. Lineage: Eukaryota; Euglenozoa; Kinetoplastea; Trypanosomatida; Trypanosomatidae. The record is from RefSeq and is a predicted model, not a curated record. The transcript has a single exon. Bases 1 to 732 code for a protein of 243 amino acids.